AUGCCAGUUUCUGGAAUAAACCAAAUUAAAACAACAAUCCAUGAACAAGUUAACACAACAAUCUCGUCUAUCCGCGAUACAUACAAAUCAAAUAUCUCAUGCUUAGUGAUUGAUAAAAUCAGCGAUUUCACACCACAAAUGUCGUUUGACAUAUCAAAUUUAAAAAUACCCGAUCUUCCACUCGCUGAUCCCGAUUUUAACGUCGCUUCGAACAUAGAUAUGCUUAUUGGAUCUUCGAUUUUUUAUAGUUUACUUACCCAAGGUCAAAUAAAAAUGGGAAAAGGUUUACCUGUCCUACAGAACAGCGUUCUUGGCUGGAUUGUAGCUGGCAACAUUCCCAUAAAUCAACACCAAUCAAAAUGUUUCUUCUUAAACACAGACGCUUGCCAAGAUGAUUUCAAUUUAAACUCACAAAUUGAAAGAUUUUGGAAAGUUGAGGAAGUUCCUGAGAUAGCUGAAAAAUCUUGGACUUCUGAAGAACGCGAGUGUGAACAGCAUUUUGUGAACACUUUCUCUAGAAACGACCAGGGUAGAUUUAUACUCAAACUACCAUUAAAAGGUAAUUUUUCGGUUCUUGGGGAUUCAGAAAACCGUGCUUUAAAUAGACUAUACUCCGUGGAACAAAGAUUGUCGAAAAACGAAAACUUAAAAGUACAAUAUAGCGAUUUUUGCAAGAAUAUGAAAAACUCGGUCACAUGA
This is a messenger RNA of Sitophilus oryzae (rice weevil), 699 nucleotides long. RefSeq lists its product as uncharacterized. NCBI's taxonomy places the organism in Eukaryota, Metazoa, Arthropoda, Insecta, Coleoptera, Curculionidae. The record is from RefSeq and is a predicted model, not a curated record. The coding region runs from base 1 to 699 and encodes 232 amino acids. The transcript has a single exon.